Labrus bergylta (ballan wrasse) is the source of this 2678-nucleotide messenger RNA. RefSeq names its product DDB1 and CUL4 associated factor 15 (gene dcaf15). Gene Ontology annotation, biological process: protein ubiquitination. Lineage: Eukaryota; Metazoa; Chordata; Actinopteri; Labriformes; Labridae. The record is from RefSeq and is a predicted model, not a curated record. Gene Ontology annotation, cellular component: Cul4-RING E3 ubiquitin ligase complex.
GGACCAAUCACAGACGAGCAGACUGCAGCGAGGGACUCCAGUUCAGUGGGAGAUGGCGCCCAGCUCGAAAUCCGAAAAGGACGAGGGCAAACAGAAAGCUCAAAGAAAACACAAAGACCAUGUCGUGAAGCUUUUAAUGCGUGCGAAGCUUUCAGGAAGGAUUUCUCAGCGCCUGUUCAGGAAGCUGCCACCUCGAGUGUGUGUCCCUUUAAAGAACAUAGUCAGCGAAGAGUUCCUGAGAGCAGGACACAUCUUUCUUGGUUUCACUAAAUGCGGCCGCUAUGUGCUGUCCUACACCAGCGACUGUGGAGAAGAUGAUGAUUUUUCUUUCUAUACAUACCAUCUCUAUUGGUGGGAGUUCAACCUACACAGUCGGCUCAAACAGGUCCAUCAUGUACGUCUGUUUGCUGGAGAGGAAAUCUACAGUGACCUGUACUUGACUGUGUGUGAGUGGCCCAAUGACCACUCAAAAAUAGUAAUAUUCGGCUUCAAUACACGCAGUUCAAGCUCUGUUCUGAUGAACCUAAUGAUGAGUGAUGAAAACAACAGAGACAUAUACAUCACUAUUGCCUCCAUGCCUCCUCCUAAACCUUGUUCCCAGUGCUGCCCUGUACCCUCAGCCACUACCAUACGCACAGGAAGUGGUGAGUGUCUGGAGCAUGGCUAUGUGCUCAACAGCAGGUACCAGGUGGUGUACCCGUUCCCAACUUUCCAGCCCGCUUUCCAGCUGAAAAAGGACCAGGUCAUUCUGUUAAACACAAGCUACUCUCUGGUGGCAUGCAGCAUCUCACUCAGCCCAGGUAAACAGGGUCAGUCAUCGCAUAUCCUUUACACAAAAAAGGCAGCUCUGUCGAUUCAAGCACCUGCCUCUUCUCCCUCCACCUCCUUGGCCUCCUCUUCUCCUUCACUACCUCAGGGAUCUACAGAAAGCCAGGUUUCGCCAAGCAGACCCGUUCACGUUCCCUCAUCUCCUAGCCAGUCACAGGCAGCUCUGCGAGCCCGGGAGUUUGCUGCUGACCUCUUCAGACGGGCCCAGGGAGCAGGAGGAGGGACAGAAAAUGAAGGCCAGGCGGAAAGGAAAACUGUUGAUGGUUGUGAAAAUGAAGCAGCACAGAGGCCAGGAGAUGAAAGGACACAUUUAGAUGAGAGGAGAGAGGAGCAUGACUGUAGAGAGAGGAAGGAGACAGAAAGAAGGACUUGUUUACCAGAAGCAUCAACAUCAGAUGGGAGCCACAGUUUGCCACCAUGCUCUGAAGAAGUGAUGUCUCCUGCCUCCUCUUCCCUGUCACCGUCCCCGUCAUCGCCCCAGACACCCUCUUCAUCCCAGGAGGCUGCCCCAAGCGAACCCGGGUAUGUCAACUAUUCCCGCCUUCACUACCGCCUCCAACAGCCAGGAGCAGCAGAGCAGAAUUCAGGAGAUUAUGAAGAUGAUAAAGUUCAGCUACCAUUCACGGUCACUGACCUUAAAGGAAGAAACCUGCAGCUGGUGACUGAGCCACACAACGGACAGACUGUGUGUGUGGAGCAGUUGACCCUGGACUUUGAGUAUCUUAUAAAUGAGGUGAUCAGGAGCGAUGCAGCCUGGGCUCCUCAGUUCUGCUCCUUUAGCGACUAUGAUGUUGUGAUAUUGGAGGUGUGUCCUGAAACCAACACAGUGAUGAUCAACAUCGGUCUGCUGUUACUGGCCUUCUCCAACUCAGAUGAGGAGCACUGCAGGCCAAACACAUACCAUUCCAACCUGCAGGUCAGCUGGGACCUUAACACAGGUGUCUGUCAGACUGUGGGUGUUGGUGACCUGACAGAGGUCAAGGGUCAGACAAGUGGGAGUGUGUGGAGUUCUUACAGGAAGUCCUGUGUGAACACAGUGAUGAAGUGGUUGGUUCCAGAGUGCAGCUCCCGCUACAUUAAUCGCAUGACCAACGAAGCUUUACACAAAGGCUCGUCACUGCAAGUGUUGGCUGAUAGCGACCGAUGUACCUGGAUCGUGUUAUGAAAGGAAAGAGGGGGACGCGUAAACACUCCGAUGCACGUCAACGAGACCUCAUCGCCAGUGUUGAGCUCAACUUUAAUCUGAGCACUGCUGCACAUGUUCAAUGGAUCUAAUUGUUCAAAACCUGGGUCAAAUUCAAACAGAGCAAAGAACUCUCUAGGUUAAAUACUGUAAAGAAUUUUUUAGGUGUUCUGUGUUUAAUUUGACACCUUUCAUAUUUUUUUGUUGUCAUAACCACCAAAACAAAGAGCUGGACUUAACCAAGAUUUAGUUUUUACAUUUUUAUACAUUACGUUGUACUGUUAAUGUAGUGUGAGCGUUUCUUGUGCUUGUGUUUGUAACUGAGCGCAUGCAAUAUCUGCACCUGUGUGAUUUUCUUACGGGGAUUUCAUCCAGAGAAUAAAAGUGUGUGUGUUGGAGUGUGUGCAUGUUGGAUGUGUUGGUUAUAUUUGACAGAUUCAGCUGCUUCUGAACCAUUUCAGUGUAGCGGCGUUCAUGCAAAAAUGCUGCAGUAUUUAAAGUCAACAUGUCUAAAAUGUUUUUUUUGUUUUUUUUAAGUAUGUCAUAGAAGUGGUGGGUUUGUUGGAGUCACCUGUUCAGCUGGUUAAUAUCACACACCAUGUUAACUGGCAUGUAAGUAAGACUUUGUUCUAUUGGAAUAUUUUGUAAAAAUAAAAGGUCCUAAGUG